Molecule: messenger RNA, 1332 nt
Organism: Seminavis robusta
Lineage: Eukaryota; Bacillariophyta; Bacillariophyceae; Naviculales; Naviculaceae
Source: the annotation of a GenBank genome assembly
AUGCCAUCCACAGCCAAUACGAACAGCCACAAUGUGACGGGGAUCCGAAUGUUCCUUCGAAUGGGUCUGGCCGUGUUGGCCAUGAGUCUCGUGAUUCUGCAGCAGACGGAACGGCUCGUAUCAUCACAGCUCCAAACGGACCUCCAAAUCCAAAUCCACAAUACCACCUACAGUGUGACAGCGGAUUUGUUGGAUGCGCCCACCACCACAAGAAGCAGCAAUCGUGAUGAUGGUGAUCACACGACGACUACUAGUACUACAAGAAGACAUCACAAUGCCGAGAUUCAGGACAAUAACGAUCGAACCGCCAUUGUCUGGGUAACUCGGUACUUGGACAUUUGUGGAGCGGCUCGACUUCGUCAUUUGAUUGCCACUUCGGGAGCUGCCAAUAGUACUACUAGUACUACCGGAUCUAGUGCCAGUGCUAGUCCUUUGAAGAUCCAUCCCAGUCAGUCUCCUCGUGAUGUGUGGCUACUUCACAAUCACAAUUCCCUGGCCAACCACAGCAGCAGUGACGAGCAGUAUCAGACCAGUCUUCAACUCUUGCGAGAAUUGGAAGACUACGCCAGGGAUGAAAUUGGGACGCGUCUCUACAGUGCCCAGCAACUCUCCCAUCCCACCAAGGGAUUUGACGAUACACGGGCGGGAGCGAGCAAGUCAUCCUUCUUGUCCUUUAUGGUCUCCCAUCACUAUGGGUGGGCAUGGCACAUUGAAGAUGAUGUCUUUUACACGGGACGAUGGAGAGAAAUAUUUGGGGAAGAAUACCAUGAUGGAAACACCAUUCUUGACGGCAGCACCAAUCUACCACCACCCAACCAAUCCAACAAGAGUGUAGUAGCUGUCCCAACAACCACGACACCAGCCUACGACGUGAUUGCUACGGGAAAAUACGUGGGACCCAAGUGGUAUUGGUUCCAAGACGACCCACAACCCUGCACCAUUCGUAUCCCCGAACGACUGUCACUCGGCAAUAAUCAACAACGGUGCGCCAAUGUCGUGGCCAACAUGACGCGAUGGGGCAUUGCACGUCUUUCGGGACGCUUUGCCCAUUCGCUUUGGACGAAUGUCAUGACGGGCAACGUGGUGGGACAUCACGAAGCCGUGGUGGCAUCCGUGUGUCACAGUUACAACUUUACGUGCACGGUGGAGUACUUGUUGCAACCGCGCAUUGGUAGCUUUAUUACGGCCGGGUGGGGUGACUGGGCCAAAGAUUGGAAGCAACGGUUGACAAACCAUGGAACAAUCAAACCUAGCAAGAUAUAUCACCCCGUCAAGUGUGCUGCCUAUCGAGAAAGGAACAAGAAGCAUUUGACACAAUAUUUGGUGUAUUAG